AUGGACCUAGUGGCCUGCUUCACCCACGAUGCAGAAGCUGCCCUAGCUACAGGAAACGAAUCAGCAGCAUCCGAGCUUGGGGACGCUCUGCGCAGCCAGGAGGGUCACCCGAUUUGCCUCAGUGGUGGCGGUGGCGACGUCAGCAGGAAUGAGGGGGUGGCCUCAUCGGCAGUGCGGAGGGCCGCAAACUCUUCCCAAAGGAACCAGGGCAGCUAUUCCCACCAAGAUCAGCACCAGCCAACCAACCCCAACACCGAAUCCAACAAGAAAACCUACCGGGACGCAAGCCAGCUGCACAGUGCAGUACCCACACUUGGAGCUGGCCGCGGACCAGAUGCAAUCGUGAGAUUGGAUCCCACGAGCUUUUGCCUGAAGGCAGUGCAGACAGAGCACUCGGAACGCAGCCAAAAGGGCCCCGGAGGGCGUCGGAACCGGCAUUGUCAAAGUUAA
Molecule: messenger RNA, 450 nt
Organism: Pseudogymnoascus destructans
Lineage: Eukaryota; Fungi; Ascomycota; Leotiomycetes; Thelebolales; Thelebolaceae
Exons: 2
Coding region: 1-450 (149 amino acids)
Source: RefSeq, a predicted model, not a curated record